Molecule: messenger RNA, 2163 nt
Organism: Pteronotus mesoamericanus
Lineage: Eukaryota; Metazoa; Chordata; Mammalia; Chiroptera; Mormoopidae
Gene: RSPH6A
Product: radial spoke head 6 homolog A
Exons: 6
Coding region: 1-2163 (720 amino acids)
Biological process (GO): cilium movement involved in cell motility; axoneme assembly; cilium assembly
Cellular component (GO): radial spoke; axoneme
Source: RefSeq, a predicted model, not a curated record
AUGGGGGACCCGCCGGCCGACCCUGAGCUGCCUUUCCAGCAGUCCUCGAGGCCCAGAGGCUCCCGGGCCUCCGACCAAGGGCGCAGUCGGGAGCACUCUCUGUCCCAGGCCGCGGUCCCCCAGGAGGCACAGCAGCUGGCGCCUGACGCUCAGGUCCUGAGGGGCAGUCAGGAGAUGCCCGGGAUCCAAACCAACCUCCAGGGGUGGCCACAAGGGGCCGGCCUGAGCCAGUAUGACAACUCGAUGUCCCAGGGUGGCGUACAGUACCCGCCUGCAAACACAGGGUAUCCCACGGAUUACCAGCCCCAUCAUUAUCUGGAUGAAGGCAGGGUCCAGGCCACCCGCAAUGCCAACCUCAUGCUGGAUCAGCUACAGCGGGGCCGAGGCAGCCUCUUCCAGCAACUAGAGGCGGCCUACCAUGAGCCCCGGCCCGACUUCCUGGGCCAGGUCAGCAUGUACCAGAGAGAAGACCUGCAGUUCAGCGAUGGCACCCAGAAUGGGCUCUACCCGGGGGAUGACCCCACCCUCCAGUUCUCCUCCUCUGCGCUGGGCUUCAUGCCCUUCAAUGUGGAGGUGCCCGAACCGGAGCCGCGGGAGCUGGCCGUGCAAAACGCCAAGGCCUACCUGCUGCAGACCAGCGUCGGUGGCGACCUCAGCCUGUACGAGCACCUGGUGAACGUGCUGACCAGAAUCCUGAACCAGCGGCCGGACGACCCCUUGUCUAUCCUGGAGUCACUGAACCGCACGGCUCAGGAGGAGUGGUUCCACCCCAAGCUGGACUCGCUGCGGGACGACCCGGAGAUGCAGCCCACCUACGAGAUGGCAGAAAGGCAGAAGGCACUGUUCCUCCGGGGCGUCGGCGGCGAGGGAGAGCAGGAGGUGGAGGAGGAGGCGUUAGAGACGGCCGUGCCCAACAUCAUGGAGUCAGCCUUCUACUUCGAGCAGGCCGGUGUGGGCCUGAGCUCGGACGAGAGUUUCCGCAUCUUCCUGGCCCUGAAGCAGCUGGUGGAGCAGCAGCCCAUCCAUACCUGCCGCUUCUGGGGCAAAAUCCUGGGGCUAAGCCGCAGCUACCUGGUGGCCGAGGUGGAGUUCCGGGAGGGCGAGGAGGAGGUGGAGGAGGAGGAGGUGGAGGAGCUGAUCGAGGGCGAGGCCAUGGACAUGCACGGCGGCGAGGAGGAGGGCGAGGAGGAUGAGGAGAAGGUCUCCGACAUCACCCCCAAGCGGAUGUGGAAGCCCCCGCCCGUCAUCCCCAAGGAGGAGAGCCGCUCGGGCACCAACAAGUACCUGUAUUUCGUGUGCAACGAGCCGGGCCGGCCGUGGACGAGGCUGCCCCAUGUCACCCCCAGCCAGAUCGUGCAGGCCCGCAAGAUCAAGAAGUUCUUCACCGGCCAGCUGGAUGCGCCGGUUAUCAGCUUCCCUCCCUUCCCCGGCAACGAGGCCAACUACCUGCGGGCCCAGAUUGCGCGCAUCUCGGCUGCCACGCACAUCAGCCCCCUGGGCUUCUACCAGUUCGGCGAGGAGGAGGGAGACGAGGAGGAGGAGGGCGGCGCGGGGCGCGACUCGUACGAGGAGAACCCCGACUUCGAAGGCAUCCCAGUGCUUGAGCUGGUAGACUCCAUGGCCAACUGGGUGCACCAUAUGCAGCACAUCCUUCCUCAGGGCCGCUGCACUUGGGUGAACCCUUUGCACAAGAAGGAGGAGGAGGAGGAGCUGGGGGAGGAGGAAGAGAAGGCCGAUGAUGAGGGGCUGGAGGAGGUGGAGCAGGAGAUUGGGCCCCCGCUGCUGACACCGCUCUCAGAAGAUGCAGAAAUCAUGCACAUGUCACCCUGGACCGCCCGCCUGUCCUCCAGCCUCUGCCCACAGUACUCGGUGGCCAUCGUGCGCUCCAACCUCUGGCCGGGCGCCUACACCUACGCCACUGGCAAGAAGUUCGAGAACAUCUACAUCGGCUGGGGCCACAAGUACAAUCCGGAAAACUUCAACCCACCCCUGCCGGCCGCCAUUCAGCAAGAGUACCCCAGCGGCCCGGAGAUCAUGGAGAUGAGCGACCCCACGGUGGAGGAGGAGCAGGCCCUCAAGGCUGCCCAGGAGCAGGCCCUGGAGGGGGCAGAGGAAGAAGAGGAGGAUGAGGAAGAAGAUGAGGACGAGGACCAGGAUGACUAA